This is a messenger RNA of Xenopus tropicalis (tropical clawed frog), 6251 nucleotides long. RefSeq names its product FERM and PDZ domain containing 4 (gene frmpd4). Lineage: Eukaryota; Metazoa; Chordata; Amphibia; Anura; Pipidae. The transcript is spliced from 17 exons. Bases 676 to 5784 code for a protein of 1702 amino acids. Gene Ontology annotation, cellular component: postsynapse; dendritic spine. The record is from RefSeq and is a predicted model, not a curated record.
GGAGAAAAACCAGCAAAUACUCAGCAGCAGCCUAGGGUAUUGCGAAGCCAGGGAAAAGGUUAAGUCCUUUUGCAUCUUCUUUUCAUUGGAUGGUGUGAUCUGGGGGUGUUCUUGGUAUAGUUCUUGCUGGGAUUAUAGACUGCAGCAUUGCGUGCUGUACCUGACAGAGACAAGAAUAAUAAUCCAAGGAGCUGGGAUAGAGUUUCCCCACAUUGCAUCAAAUUCCUUCACUUGUUGUAUACUGCUCAGGCUGAUAAAAUAUUUGCAGAAGAUGCUGUAGAAAAUGACAUUUUUAUUGGAAGCCUUUGGCAGCAUUUUAUUAUCAGUGGAAAGAGAAGCAAAGCCAUUUCCAGUCAUUCGCACUUUCCUGCCUUGUUAAAAUAUCCGAAGACUGGUUUCCACAACUGUACUUUGUGCAUGAGUAGCGACCAGAGAAUUAUUAAAGAGAAUUGGGGCUGAGGCAAUCGUUGCAAAUUAACUUGUUUAUCCACAGUAUAUUCUAUGGGAUCAGCACAGUUUGGAGCCAGCUGACGUUCCUAAGUGAGACACAGACAUCUUUUUUGCUGUAACAGUCUUAAGAGAUAACAGCCCAAAAGCCACAAGGCAAAAUCAUCGGGGUGGCCUCCACCUUCAGGAACCUGGAGUUUGCCUCAGGGACCACCCUAUGGAUGGGAGAUGGCGACAAACAGAGAUGGGAGAGAUUUCUUCAUCAGUCACUUGACACAAACAGCAACAUUUGAAGAUCCAAGAAUAGAAAGCUGCCAAAUUAAUCCUCCAGUACCACGGAACAUAGAAAUGAGGCGAGAUCCAGUCCUCGGUUUUGGCUUUGUUGCUGGAAGCGAAAAGCCAGUCGUUGUUCGUUCAGUAACGCCAGGUGGACCCUCAGAAGGAAAAUUAGUCCCCGGAGAUCAAAUCAUUAUGAUAAACGAUGAGCCAGUCAGCAGUGCUCCAAGGGAGAGAGUGAUCGACCUUGUCAGAAGCUGCAAAGAAUCAAUCCUACUUACAGUCGUGCAACCGUACCCAUCUCCCAAAUCCGCAUUUAUUAGUGCUGCAAAAAAAGCCAGACUGAAGUCCAACCCAGUUAAAGUGCGAUUCUCAGAAGAAGUGAUAAUCAAUGGCCAGGUUUCGGAAACCGUCAAAGACAAUGCGCUUCUUUUCAUGCCAAAUGUAUUGAAGGUUUACUUAGAAAAUGGGCAAACAAAAUCAUUCCGCUUUGACAGUGGCACUUCUAUAAAGGAUGUUAUAUUAACACUCCAAGAAAAGCUUUCUAUAAAGUGCAUUGAACACUUUUCCUUGAUGCUUGAGCAAACGACAGAAGGAGCUGGAACCAAACUUCUUUUGUUACACGAACAGGAGACACUUACUCAGGUGACUCAGAGACCCUGUGCUCACAUGAUGAGAUGCCUAUUCCGAAUUAGCUUUGUUCCAAAGGAUCCAAUUGACUUACUACGGAGGGACCCAGUUGCCUUUGAAUAUUUGUAUGUGCAGAGCUGCAAUGAUGUUGUACAAGAGAGAUUUGGUCCAGAGCUAAAAUACGAUACUGCACUACGGCUAGCAGCGCUGCAAAUGUAUAUUGCCACAGUUACUACAAAACAAACACAGAAAAUCUCCAUGAAAUAUAUUGAAAAAGAAUGGGGAUUAGAAACGUUCCUUCCAUCUGCCGUGUUGCAAAGCAUGAAAGAAAAGAACAUAAAAAAGGCACUUUCACACCUUGUCAAAGCUAAUCAAAACCUAGUUCCUCCAGGCAAGAAGUUAUCUGGUCUGCAAGCCAAGGUGCAUUAUCUGAAGUUUCUUAGCGACCUGCGUUUAUAUGGAGGACGUGUAUUUAAAGCAAAAUUGGUUCAGGGAGAAAAACAUUCCGACGUAACCUUGUUAGUAGGUCCACGGUAUGGUAUCAGCCAUGUUAUCAAUACAAAAACCAACCUUGUUGCCCUGCUUGCUGACUUUAGCCAUGUAAAUCGGAUUGAAAUGUAUACAGAAGAUGAUAUAACUGUUAGAGUGGAGCUUCAUGUUUUGGAUGUAAAACCUAUAACUUUGCUCAUGGAGUCAUCGGAUGCCAUGAAUCUGGCAUGUUUAACUGCAGGUUAUUAUCGGUUACUAGUGGAUUCAAGACGUUCAAUAUUUAAUGUGAUUAACAAGACCACAACAAAUCGAGAAACAGGAAAUGAAACACGAACCAAGUAUAGUUACCAAGAUUGUGACUGGAAUUACUUGCCAAAGUCAACUAUCUUUGGUUUCGAGGAGAAUCAAGAGAAUCAAGAUUCUCAGCAAAUAUUUUCAGACUUGAAACAGAGAACUGCAAAUGUUCUAGGCAGUCCACUUUGUCACAAAGAUCAUAGGAAUUUGUACAUAGAAACUACAUUUAAUUCAGGAGAACUUGAUCAGCAGCUAACCAAACAAUGCGAACAUAUAGAUCUAGAGAAUAGCUUAAAUGCAAGCCAACCAUCAAUAAUUUCGAUCUCAGGACUGGAACACACAAUCACAGCACAAGACUCUCCCAGAAGCGCAAAAGUGUCUUUCAUAUUUGGAGAUCCCAACUUGGAUACAAUAAAUCCUCAGAAUCUUGGCUAUGAAAGAUUGCUAGACGAGAGCCCUGAGAUGAUUGAUAAACAAAGUAUUAUUUACUUAAAUAAUGCCAAUGACAUCAAAGAUUUGGAAUUAUCGCCAGAUGCAGAGAGCAUUCAUUUUGCUGCAAAUGCCGUUUAUGCUAAUAUAUCUGAAAGUAAAAUGUUUGGUAAUGCAGAAGGCAUAGAAGAGCCAUUAUUACAUGAUAUAUGUUAUUCUGAAACCACAGAUGAUGUUGAAGAUGAUGAUGAAGCGAGCUGUGAGGAAGAUGUUAUGGUAGCUGAGGAAAACCAAACAGACAUUCUCAGCAUGUCUGGAUCUAGUGAUGACAUCAUAGACCUGACAUCACUUCCUCCACCCGAAGGCGAUGAUAAUGAAGAUGAUUUUUUGUUGCAUUCGCUGAAUAUGGCGAUUGCUGCUCCACCACCUGGAUUUCGGGACAGUUCAGAUGAAGAAGACUGUCAGAAUUUGUCGAAACCCUCUGGAGCAGCUAACAGUAUAUCUCAUGAUGAUAUCCCUGUGUCUCUCAUUGAUGCAGUUCCUACAAACACAGAUGAAAAACUUAAAACAAUCCUGGAAGAAACAAGUGUUUCUGAUCUUCAGACACUGCAAGAUUUGACUGUCUCUGAGGAAAACCAAAGAGAUGACACCUCAGGUGUAACAAUGUUAAGAGCAUAUAGUCCUGAGUCAUCUUCUGAUUCUGGUAAUGAGACAAAUUCUUCAGAAAUGACUGAAAGUUCUGAAUUAGCAACAGCACAGAAACAUCCAGAAGUUUCAGCACGCACCAUUUUGCCUGUUAGUGAAGAUUACCAAUCCCUGAUGGAAGAGCAAACUGAUUUUUCUGUUUCCAAGGGUCAAACAGGAAGUAUAACUAUCAAAGCCACACUGUCUUCAAUAAAUCGGCAAGCUGCGGAACUGCAAUCAAAAGCUGUGCCUUCAAAACAGGUCAUCCAUUCGGAUAACAUUGAGAUGGAACCAGAAACAAUGGAGAUAAAAUCUGUGUCAGAAUACUUUAAUAAGGUGCACAUGGGUACUCUGGUGUACUCCUGUAAAAAGAAGAACAAGCUACCAGAUGCCGAGGCAAAAUCGCAUUUUGAUGUAAAUGUUAUGGUUAAAAAGCAAAUUGGCAAGAGACCAGAAUCUGAUGGUGAACUGAAAUCCAAGGACUGUCAGCAUCUGGCCAAUUUUAACCUAGAAAGGACAGCUUUUCGUAAAGACAGUCAAAGAUGGUAUAAUACUGCAGAUAGAAGUGCAAGUGAUAAGCUAUCAACAGAUGCUCACCAUAUUAAAACAUUGCCAAGACUUUCUUGUGUUGGGAAAACAGAGACUGAUAUAAUAGAAGAAAUGAAUGAUAUUACAUUAUCUGGACUUAAACAAGAAGAUAUAUAUAUCUCAAAUGCAAAUUACAUGUCUCCAUCCAAAGAACAUACUAUCCCAAAUGCUGAUGAUGCCUCAGCAGAACACAUGUCUAAGCUUGUAGAUCCUGGUGAUAACCAUAUAGCCAAGAACAUUUCAUCUUUUCAGAGUGAGGGACAUUUUUCUCUUCAGAGUUCCCAAUGUUCUUCAGUGGAUGCAGGAUGUAGUACUGGUAGCAGUUCAUGUGCAACCCCUGUGGAGUCUCCUCUGUGUACUGGUGACGUAAAACAUAUUCUCUGUGAUGCAUCAGUAAAGAGUGGUGUCUUGAUUCCCCUUGAUGAAAGAUCUUCUAUGCUUCCAAAUCUUGGGGCACCAUUUACAGAAUUACAUCAACAAACUGAAGCUGCUUGUCAUAGAAUGAGUGUGCCAGUUAUGCAUGCACCAGUCAAUGCAGAGCCAGUGUUUGGCACUUUAAGAGAUGGAUGUCACCGUGUUUCAAAAAUUAAAGAAACCACAGCUUUCACAGAGCCUGCAAAAGGAAGAAGAGUAGGUGGCCUUCCAGCAGCUGCUUCAAAACAUUCUAAAGGUGAUUUCACAACACCAUCCAACAUUUGCUCAGAAUCCAAUGUGCCAACUCAAAGUCAAGACUUUCUUCAUCCUCACCACGGGAGCCUGACAUGUUCAGCAGAGAUUACAUUACAUCCGUAUGAGAUUGGUGGAAGCCUGAAAAUGCCACAUAACAGAAAGGUACUUAGACGCAGCAGCAGUGUGAUAACAAGAUCAUCGGGCAUGGACUGGGCAGACAAGAAAAUAUCUUCAGUAAGCUUGUGUCUGGAUAGCACAGAGACAGGUCUGAGAAGCAAAUCUGAGAAGCAUGUUGAAAUACCUUUGGUUAAAAAGAUAUCCAAAAGUUGUUCUCAGAGUUCUGUUAGUUCCAUCAGUGAAAGCAAAAAGUUCUCAGCUACUGGGUCUAUGCAAAAGGUACCGAAACAGUCAAGAUCAUUGCCUUUGCUGAAACUAGAUGCCAGCAACUGGAGAUGUCGGGGUCCCUUUAGCUACUGCUUCCAUAACAGAGGGAAUAAUGGUGACGAAGAAGAUGAAGAAUGUGAAGAGGCUAACAAUGGAAAUAAUAACGAGGAAAAGGAGCAUUCAUGUGUGUAUAUAUCACAAACACCAGCUGAAACGCCAAAAGUAAGCGAUUUGCUUUUAUCCCCAGAGUGCAGGAAUAAAGAACUUGAAUCACCCAUGGCCACCAUAAACACCACCAGUAAACAAGAUAUUGAUGUUACUGCUAAGCAAGUGGAAAUUAAUACCCAUGACAUGAACUUUGAGGAAAAAAUUGCAAGAAUAAAUGCACUAAAAGAAAAAGUUUAUGCAAUACCUGAUGGAUUUCAUGCUGCUCAGAAAGAUGCUAAUGAGUUACUCUGCCUAAUACGAUCAAAUAUUGGAAAAGGGGAAGAUGCAAUUGUAGAUAUGUAUGACCUCGAGCUUUCUCAGUAUAAACAACGCUUAUCCAUAGAGUCAAGAGAAUUAGGAAGUGCCUGCAGGAAGAUGGCCUCCGCUGACAAGGGCCCAGAGGAAAUGCUGUUAGCUAUGAAUUCAAGCUUUCAAAUUCUCUGUUGUUUAACAGAGGCCUGCAUGCGACUAGUUAAUGCAAUGAACUCUGAAACUCAGCAACAAGAAAUUGUAGCUAAAAUAGAUGAGGUGGUAUUAAACUAUAUCUGUUUACUGAGGGCGGCAGAAUCAACAUCGGCCAAAAUGUUUAAUGAUCCCAGUGUUAAAGUUUUGGCACGUCAAUCCAGUACUAUGGCUGCAGUUGUAAGCACACUAACACGUUCUCUUAAAAUGCUUUUAAACAAGUAAUUUAAAUAAGUUCCUCCAUAAUCUACCUUUACAAAGCCAUACAUAACCUUCUACUUAACAUAUGUAAAGAGCAGUGUAAAUUCCAUCCCAUUUCAUCCUUUCCAGCCUUCUUCUAAACACUGUCAUUUUGAGUUACUUUUUCAGGCACAAACCUGGCUCAUGAUGACAUAGUGCAUCCUUUCAUUUUAAAAAUGAUUCAGGAACAUAAUGAAUCAUGGGCCUAACCGUAAAUGAAUUACAGGUGCAUUGUCAACUUUCUAAAUCAUCUGCAUCUUCCUCUUUUCCUCUGACCCCAGUCAUGUAGGAGAUAAGAAAUGGAAUCAGUAUGUACAUAGACAAUAUUUAAUAUUUUAAAUUAUAAUUUUUAAGCGCUGAAAAUUAUGACAUAUGUUUUGAUUCCAAGAGGGUAUUAUGAUUUAUUAGAGAAUAUAUAUAUAUAUAUAAUAAAUUAACGUUUUUUUGGUUCA